UCGUCUCAGUGAGCAGUUCUGCCAAUCAUCUCUACAUAAACCCUUCCUAGCUGACUCUGAACCAACUCUAUAUCUCCUCUCCUUUAAUUACAAAGCAAUUGGGAACAAAUGGGUGCAAAUGAUAAAAAACUGCAGAAGAGCUACUUUGAUGUGUUGGGACUAUGCUGUUCCUCUGAGGUUCCGCUGAUAGAAAACAUAUUGAAAUCAGUUGAAGGGGUGAAAGAAGUAUCUGUGAUUGUUCCUACCAGAACCGUCAUUGUUCUUCAUGAUGAUCUCCUUGUUUCUCAGCUUCAAAUCGUAAAGGCUCUAAACCAAGCAAGGCUGGAAGCAAAUGUGAGAGCACAUGGGGAGAUAACGUACCAAAAGAAAUGGCCAAGUCCUUUUGCAAUAGCUUGUGGGUUGCUGCUUUUGAUAUCCCUUUUCGUAUGUGUACCAUCCUUUGCAAUGGGUAGCUGUGGCAGCGGUGCUUGUUGGCAUCGGCCCCGUCCUUUUGAAGGGCUAUGCGGCCAUCACCAAUUUCAGGCUGGAUAUCAAACAUCCUCAUGCUGA
Messenger RNA from Hibiscus syriacus, 549 nucleotides. RefSeq names its product cadmium/zinc-transporting ATPase HMA2-like. The transcript is spliced from 3 exons. Lineage: Eukaryota; Viridiplantae; Streptophyta; Magnoliopsida; Malvales; Malvaceae. Bases 109 to 549 code for a protein of 146 amino acids. The record is from RefSeq and is a predicted model, not a curated record. Gene Ontology annotation, molecular function: metal ion binding; cadmium ion transmembrane transporter activity; zinc ion transmembrane transporter activity.